ACUCCUUCAUUCUAGGUGUUGUACUGUAUCAGUAAAUGCUUGUACCUUACCUAUAACAUUAAUGCUUCCACCUACAUCCUGCAAUACAUCUCGGAAUGUGCACUCACUGUUAAAGAAGCAGGCAGCAGCUUGAAUGGCUAGUACUCCAUUGUUGAUAAUGCUCAAAAUUCUCACACCCCGUCGUGACUUAAACUCACCACAACCCUUCUUCGUUCUCGUACCCACAGCCUUAGCUCUCGUCACCUCUCUCUUAAUUCUCUUCUACAUUUCCUUCACUUCCAAAUUCUUCACUCAUUCCCAACAAACCCAUCUCACAUUCGCUCAUUCUACUGAUUUUUCAAUCUUCAACUCCACCUCCCAGAAACCGAUCAACAUUUCAUUUCUUGGCUCAAUACAAAGUUUUGAUACUGGUGGAAUUGGAAAUUUUCAGAGCCAGAGGCAUACGGGAUUGAAUGGAAAGUUUGUUAAUGACAAAGCGGUAUUCCAUGACAGAGAUACCUUUAUGAACGACUACAAAGAAAUGAAUAGGAGCUUGAAGAUAUAUGUUUAUCCUCACCAAAAGGCUGAUCCCUUUUCCAAUGUACUCUUGGCUGUUGAUUUUAUGCCAGGCGGAAACUAUGCCAGUGAAAGUUACUUCAAGAAAAUUCUUGUGACAAGCCACUUCAUUACAAAGGAUCCUUCCAAUGCAGAUCUUUUCUUUCUACCUUUCUCAAUUGCACGAUUGCGGCAUGAUCCACGAGUGGGGAUUGAUGGUAUUAAAGAUUUCAUAAAAAGCUACAUCUUCAAUAUUAGUCAUGAGUACCCUUACUGGAACCACACCAAUGGGGCUGACCACUUCUAUGUUGCUUGUCAUUCCAUUGGUCGUUUUGCCAUGGAGAAAGCAAUUGAUGUUAAGAUCAAUGCGAUCCAAGUUGUGUGUUCUUCAAGUUAUUUCGUAUCAGCAUAUAUUCCACAUAAAGAUGCAUCCAUGCCCCAGAUUUGGCCAAGGCUAGGAAGUGACCCAAAUCUUGCACCUUAUAAAAGGAAAAAGCUAGGAUUUUUUGCUGGAACAAUAAAUUCUCCUGUACGUGAAAAGCUUCUAGAGUGGUGGGGAAAUGAUUCUGACAUCUUUGUGCACUUUGGUCGCCUUGAAAGAUCUUAUGCCGAAGAACUACUUGAUAGCAAAUUCUGCCUUCAUGUCAAAGGCUAUGAAGUGAACACCGCUCGCAUUGCUGAUGCCUUGUUCUAUGGCUGUGUACCUGUGAUCAUUGCGAACCAUUAUGAUCUUCCAUUUGCAGAUAUAUUAGAUUGGAAGCAUUUUUCAGUCAUCGUUGCCACGUUAGACAUCCCUUUAUUGAAGAAAAUCCUUCAAGGCAUAACUCAGCAGGAGUACUUAAUGUUGCAUAGCAAUGUUCUGAAGGUGAGAAAACACUUCCAGUGGCAUGUUUCCCCUGUUGAUUUUGAUGCCUUUUAUAUGGUUAUGUAUGAGUUGUGGCUAAGGAGAAGUUCUUUAAGGCUUCAAUGAGCAUUUUACCAGAUCACACUUUGAAUUUUGUAUAUUAAUUUCACGGGGUCACAAGGAACCCUUCUUUGACACGGUACCAGUGAUCAGGUGAAAAGUUGGAAAUACCAAUUGAUAAAAGAUAUUCAAUUUGUUGGAACAUCACUGAAUAAUAGUGCUAUUAGAGGUAAUCAAAGAACAAAUUAAUCCAUACAAAAAAUUCCUAACAAAAGAAACUUAGAGAAAUGCCCAAAAGGUAUAUGAAUUGCAAGGAAAAAAGCUUUCAGAUUACUUUCAAAUCAAACAAUGAAAAUGCUACUAGAACAAAUGCCCCAUAUUCAGAUUGUCUGUCACAUGUUAUGGUUGAUUUUUACUACUGGUGGUUGCCUGUUACGUACUUGUGUCCUAUUCCUGGACUUGGACAAGAUUGUCUGUCACAUGUUAUGGUUGAAAAUGAAGCUCGUGAAUCUGGACAUCCUAGCCAUCUGUCUACACUAAACUAGGAUUGAGUUCGUUUGUUUUGGUAGUUA
This is a messenger RNA of Nicotiana attenuata, 2010 nucleotides long. RefSeq names its product probable glycosyltransferase At5g03795. NCBI's taxonomy places the organism in Eukaryota, Viridiplantae, Streptophyta, Magnoliopsida, Solanales, Solanaceae. The transcript has 3 exons. The record is from RefSeq and is a predicted model, not a curated record. The coding region runs from base 134 to 1504 and encodes 456 amino acids. Gene Ontology annotation, molecular function: glycosyltransferase activity.